AUGACCCAGCAACAGUACCUCACAGACGAAGAGAUAAGCAAUUUCAUAGACGACUUGGAUCAUGACAAUAACGGAAGCGUGGAUUACUGGGAACUGGAACGCAAGUUGGAUGAGGUUCACAAAGAGAUACAACCGAAGGCGCAACCUCACAAUUUACACCAUGGAUCCCGUAGCGACGAAGCUCGACACGAGUUCCUUAGAAGCGUCAUCGGAACACGGGAGGACCACAUCAAACGCGAUGAUUUCGCAAAAUGUGUAAAGACUUGGGAAAUCCCGUCGUUGGAGCAGGAUCGAAAAGAAGCAAAAGAUGAGGACGAUUACUUGAAGCAAAUGUCAAUAUAUCGACAGGCACGCGCUUAUUGGGCAGUCAAAGGACCCGAGAUCGCAUUUCUCGGCCUAGUAUUAGCCUUCAUGAUCGCAUUCGGAGUCUGGCAACUAGUAAAAUACGUGACACACGAAAAGUACACACCAGCGUUCGGUUGGGGAGUGGUCAUAUCGAAGACUUGCGCGGGUGUGCUCUACCCAACAUUCUUCUUCCUCAUACUUUCCAUGUCCCGCUGGUUUUCGACUUUCCUUCGGCGGUUCUACUUCAUCUCACGAUUUAUAAACUGGGAUUUAUCCCAGUCGUUUCAUAUCAAAAUGUCCAUUGUUGCGCUACUCUUUGCAACACUGCAUGCCAUUGGCCACCUCGGCGGAUCAUUCGUUUUUGGAAGCAUGGCAAGCAGACAGGAUGCAGUUGCUGUGAUAGUCGGCCAUGACGGGGUUCCACGCUCGUACAUGGACUAUGUACGCUCUGUACCAGGGUGGACUGGAAUGACAUCUCUCGCCUGCUUCUACCUACUCGCGUUCAUGAGCAUGCCUCAAAUUCGAAAAUGGAGCUACGAAGUUUUCCAGCUUGGACACUUCCUCAUGUUCCCUAUCAUUGGUCUCAUGAUGGCGCAUGGCACCGCCGGUCUUCUACAGUGGCCAAUGUUUGGCUACUGGCUGGCUUUUCCUACGCUUCUGGUUAUCUUCGAACGCGGCUGGCGAUUUUUCUUGGGCUUCCGCCCCAUUGUGGCUGAUAUUGAGCUCCUUGAUGAGGAAACAGUCGCAAUCACAGCACAAGUGCCUACACAUCGUCCAUGGGACUACAAAGCAGGCCAAUAUGUCUUCGUUCAGGUACCCCAAAUAUCCCGGUUCCAGUGGCACCCAUUUACAGUUUCGACCUGCAUCAAUAAUACCAUGGGAGUCCAUGUCAAAGCUGAUGGUGACUGGACGAACAAGCUUCGAGAUAUGGCACAGCGCGGUCGGCGAACCACGAUCAAGAUCGGUCUCGACGGACCUUUUGGUGCACCAGCACAACGAUUUUAUGACUACAACUACAGCAUGGUUUUUGGCGCUGGUAUCGGCGUGACACCUUUCUCUGGCGUCCUAACUGACCUCCAACACCACGAGCUCCAACGUGGUACAUCCGGUGACACCUCUACCGAAUCUUCCGACGAGGUUGCCAAAGGCCAUUCUCCGUAUAUAGAUCAUCGUCGCGUUGAUUUCCACUGGAUGGUGCGCGACAAAAACAACCUGCUUUGGUUCUCCGACCUCCUGAACGAAGUAUCUCGCACCCAAGAUCUCAACCGCUCACAUCUCGACAUCCGCAUAAAAACUUACGUUACCCAGAAACGCAAGCAAAUCUCUCAACAUGUAUUUCGCUGGCUGCUCGAAAAACAUCGUACGGAUGAGUGCCCGCAAAGUCCAAUCACUGGGCUUGUGAAUCCAACGUAUUUCGGACGGCCGGAUGUGCGAGCGAUCCUGGAGGAGCACUACACUGAUAUGUGUAAAGUCCUGAGCGAACGUGUAAACGAAAAAGACGACAGAAAGAGAGGCGAAGUUAAAGUCGGUGUGUUCUUUUGCGGACCGCCGGUUAUUGGACAGCAGCUGGCAGACCAAUGUUCGCAGAUGACAGCUAAAGCACGGACUGAGGGCAGGAAGGUGGAGUACCGAUUCAUGGUUGAGGUGUUUGGAUAG
Messenger RNA from Cucurbitaria berberidis CBS 394.84, 2001 nucleotides. RefSeq lists its product as uncharacterized. Gene Ontology annotation, cellular component: plasma membrane; NADPH oxidase complex. Gene Ontology annotation, molecular function: calcium ion binding; superoxide-generating NAD(P)H oxidase activity. NCBI's taxonomy places the organism in Eukaryota, Fungi, Ascomycota, Dothideomycetes, Pleosporales, Cucurbitariaceae. The transcript is spliced from 2 exons. Gene Ontology annotation, biological process: superoxide anion generation; defense response. The record is from RefSeq and is a predicted model, not a curated record. The coding region runs from base 1 to 2001 and encodes 666 amino acids.